Molecule: messenger RNA, 2466 nt
Organism: Caenorhabditis elegans
Lineage: Eukaryota; Metazoa; Nematoda; Chromadorea; Rhabditida; Rhabditidae
Gene: nsun-2
Product: tRNA (cytosine(34)-C(5))-methyltransferase
Exons: 7
Coding region: 41-2095 (684 amino acids)
Biological process (GO): tRNA methylation
Cellular component (GO): nucleus
Molecular function (GO): tRNA (cytidine-N5)-methyltransferase activity; methyltransferase activity; S-adenosylmethionine-dependent methyltransferase activity
Source: RefSeq, marked reviewed
GGUUCAACGUUCGCCGCUAGAAAAAAACGCGCCAAAAACGAUGGUUCACAGUAGCCGCCGCAAGUUCAAGAGCAAGAAUAAGGGCCAUGAGCCGAGAGAAAAUGUUUGGCGUGACGAUCGUGAUGCUCCAGGCAAUCAGGGAUAUCGUAUGGUGGAGAAGGAGAAUGAAAAGUAUUGGCAAUAUUAUAAGGAGCAGAAUGUCUUUCCAUUGGAGCAAUUUGACGAGUUUCGGGCGGCUCUUCAACGAGAUUUGCCUGUUUCUUUCAGAUUUCAGGGUUGUCAUAAAGACCGCGAGCAGCUGAUCCAUGAGAUGGAAAAUCGAUUUUUCGGGAAAAUCAUGGAAGCCGGAGACACUGCUGUAUGUGUUCCAAAAAGUCUUCCAUGGUACAAAGAAGCCUAUCAAACGCCAAUGUCACGUACCGCUGUCCGAAGUCAUCCGAUCCUUGCACAACUUCACAAUUUCCUUGUCACAGAGGCUGAACUCGGAAAUUUGUCCCGACAGGAGGCGGUUUCAAUGAUUCCACCACUUCUUUUGGCUCCAACUUCUGAGCAUUUUGUGCUUGAUUUGUGUGCGGCUCCGGGAAGCAAGACCACACAACUUUUGGAAAUGAUUCAUGAGAACGAGGAGAAUCCGAAAGGAAUGGUGAUCGCAAACGACGUCGACAUGAAACGCUGCUACAUGCUAAUCCAUCACACACUGAAACGUUUCCGAACAGCCGCGUGUGCUGUAACCUGCGAAGACGCCGCCCGCUUCCCACACAUCUCCGACUCGGAUGGUGGCCUAAUCCAGUUCGAUCGUGUCCUCGCCGACGUCAUUUGCUCGGGAGACGGCACACUUCGAAAGAAUCCAGAAAUCUGGAAGAAAUGGACUCCACAAGAUGGUCUUGGAUUACAUCGAAUGCAGAUUGCAAUCGCGAGAAAAGGAGCUCAACAACUGAAAGUCGGCGGGCGAAUGGUCUAUUCGACGUGCUCAAUGAAUCCGAUUGAGGAUGAAGCUGUAGUUGCUCAGUUGCUCAGAGAUUCAAAAGGAUCACUGAAGCUUGUGGAUACUUCAUCAUUGCUCCCAGAGCUUAAACGAGAGACGGGAGUUGUUCAGUGGAAGGUUUUUGAUAGAGAUAUGAAGUUGUACAAGUCGUUGGAGGAUAUUAGUGAGGAAAAGAUGAAAAAAGUGAUUGUUAGCUCACUCUUCCCACCGACUGAGCAAGAGGCAAAGGAGAUGAACUUGCAUUUUACAAUGCGCAUCACUCCCCACGCCCAGGAUACUGGUGGCUUUUUCGUUGCCCUUAUUGAGAAAGUCUCUGAGACUUCAUUCGAUCCAAGUGCAGCCAAUGGACCAGCUUGGAAAAAGAAGAAAAUGUUCAAAGAUGAGCCAUUCACGUUUUUGAAAUUGGACGAUGAGAGAUGGAAUGAUAUUCGUAAUCACUACGGAGUCGAUGAAUCAUUCCUGUACCAAAACCUAUUCAGUCGCCGCCUCGAAUCAAACGAUGCGAACAGUCGUCAACUGUUCUAUGCAAAUGACGCCGUGAAGAAUUUCGUGAAGGAGAACAUGUCGAAAGUAUCAAUUCAGAAUGCCGGAAUGAAAAUGUUCAGUAGAACCGAGGGAAAAGUGGAGAAUACACGAUUCCGUCUAUCACAAGAAGGAAUUCGUUAUUUGUUUAAAUUUAUGCAAAAGCAAAAAGUCAAGAUUGGCACGGAGGACAUGCUUUUCAUGCUGAAAUCCGACGAAAAUCUGGUUCCGCUGGAGAAGUUGGAGUGUAAAGGAGAUGUUCGGAAACAACAGAAUGGUACUGUUGUCGUUUAUUGUGAUGACGAUGAACCUGUCUGUACUUGGGUCGGCUAUCACACAAUUGCACCAUACAUCUCAAAAGAGGAACGACUUCAUUUAUUGAGAAUGAUGGGAGUGGAUUGUGCUGAAAUUGAGCUUUUGAUGAAGAGCAAACGAAAGGAGAAGGCCGCCCAAGACCGUGAAGCCGCGUGGGCUCGCAAGGAAGAAGCCGCAAAGGCUGCGGAGCCGUCCAGCAGCUCAACUGAUGCUCCAGAAUCUGCUGAAACUCUGGAAAUUCCAGAAGAAAAUGUUCAAGAAAUGACUGAAUAAUUUGUUUUUUUUUUGUUAUCUCUUUUUUCUCCUUUAAUUUAUCUCCAUUUAUCCCCUACACAGUUAUAAAUUCUGCUACGUGGCCGUGUGGAAAAAACUCGGCCACCGAUUUUUUUUUGUUCCCUCACGUGGUGCCAAAGUGUUUCAUUUCUGUUUGAUCUACAAAAAAUGCGGGAAUUUUUCCCCAAAAAACUGUGACGUCAGCACGUUUUUAAUCGUGCAAAAUCAGUUGAGAACUCUGCGUCUCAACUCCCGCAUUUUUUGUAGAUCUAGGUAGAUCAAACCGAAAUGAGACAUUCUGUCACAACGUGUUCCCUUUAUUGUUGUUGCAGUUGUUAUUUGAUUUUUUUUUUUGAAAAAAUUUGAAUUUU